Parasteatoda tepidariorum (common house spider) is the source of this 1618-nucleotide messenger RNA. RefSeq lists its product as uncharacterized. The record is from RefSeq and is a predicted model, not a curated record. Lineage: Eukaryota; Metazoa; Arthropoda; Arachnida; Araneae; Theridiidae.
CUAAAUUCAACAUUCUGUUGCAGGAAAAAACUUAAUGCGAUGAAAUGCGUGAGAGAUUACAUGAGUUACUGCAUGUCUAACGAAAAAGCUGCACUCUUCAAUCUAGCUGCUGGUGGCAGACUGAAAAUACUUGAAGAUCUAUGCACAGAUGGGACAGAAUUCAAUACAGUUUACUUGAACAACAUAGACUGUUGGCCAAAAACCAAAAGUGAUCUUGAAUAUUGUCAAUCAAAAUUUACGGAUACUCUAUAUAAAAUCAACUAUGAAGUGGAUCUUAGCCUGAAAUCUUUCCACACCUGUUGUGGUUUUGAAUGGUUGAAAAUGUGCACAAUAACAUCAGUUGAAUUGAAAUGUAACCAGGACGCAAAAGGUUUUAUGGAAAAACUUACCACUAUUUCGGGAGGCGAAGAAUACAGAACGUUAUGCGGCAAAUCAACAGAGGGGCCAUUCACAAAUUGCUUUGGGCUGUAUGGAGAAGAGAACCUGGAAAAAGAAGAUCUCGUUAUGAUAUUCUCGACUGGCAGCACUGCACGCAUUGCGUCAUUUGUUGUACUCUUCGUCCCUUUCAUUCUCACAAAACUAAACGAUUAUGUAACACUUUAUUAAUGUUAUCGUUAAUUUUGUCUACAUCUAAAUAUUGUUUUAACAAGUUCAGGCGACGUGAUUCUCCCUUCAUGACCCACAGUAUCAUAUACGAAACAAGUCUUACCAGCGACCCAUCGUCAAACAAACUUGAUUUAGAAAGGUAAAAAUUAAACAGGCUGUGAUAUUUACCCUUCUAAUUUAAUCGAUUAGAAUAGCUUAGGUGACAAUUAAAAUUAUUUUAACAGUUAAAGGUAAGAACAAAAGAAACUAAAAUGUCUGUUUUUGUUAGAUAUAGGAACUAAUUUUUUUCCUGAUGUGUAUUUUAUUGAUAAUAAUUUUAUGGACAGUCGAGAGUAAUUCUACAAUUUAUUACUAUGGAUUUCAAAGUCCUGUAGAAUGAAAUGAGAUUUAGAAUCGUUCUAAAUAAUGAAAACAUUUGAAAUGCCAAAUCGCCUUUUUCACUCUGUGGAUAACAAAAAGCAGUUUUUUGUGAACAAGUUCUUGGUGUCUCUUAAUUGUUACCUCGUUUAAUAAACAAUAAUGAAAUUCCAAUAAAAACAAUUGCAAGAGAUUCGCGUAUGAUUCAAAGCUGUGGCAUUUAAAACUAUGGCAUAUGAUUCAAGGUGAUUUGCUCUGCGCAAAACUGUGGAACUCUGAGCAAAAAAUUCGGUAUAUUUAUUCUGUAUAUUCGGUAUCGAUUUUGAUGAAUUCAGAGAUGAAGAAUGCAGCUUAUUUUUAUUAUAAUCAUUAAUAAUAAUAUUUAAAAAAUUUUUAUUGAACUUCGAUUCAUUAUUUAACUUCUUUUAAUUAAAUUGAAUAAUUAAAAUAAAUAUAAUUUGUAAUUUUUAAAUAGCGAAUAUACAUUUAGCUUCUUACGGAACUAGUGCAAUUAGACUACCAUAAUGUUAAACAAAAAUCUAUAAAAUUAUUUUUUAUUGAAUGAACCUAUUGUUGCAAGAUCACAUAUUCAUUAUUAAAUUCCAUCAAUAAAUUUCUUCAAAUUCGCAUUCUAUCUCCAUGAUUUUAGUUUGAA